UCAGUAGAGUGUGGACUAUAGAGCAGUUACAAAACUUUCAACUUGUCAGCUAUUCUAAUGAGCACUGCUAGUGGUGUUGUACUGCAUUGAAUGAUUGUUCACACUGUAGAAUAUUUGUUUCUAUGGGAAAGUUGUGUUUAUAACUGUAAACAGGAAAUUCUGCAUUAUUGAUAAUUUUGAGGUCUUCUAUGUGGAGAUUUAAGUCAUAUAGGAACUAGUAUGUGUAAUGAUGGUGUAGAUGCUUUGUUGAUUGGUUAAUUACACAGAUAAUUAACAGGGAUUAACACAAGAAUAUCUGGAAAUUAAUAAAAUCGACAUAACCAUAAAUAGUCUGAGAUUGAAAGAUUAAUGUCUGUUUUAACAGGAUGCUGUUCCUUGACUAAAACUGAAGAUGUGAUUGUCACACAUUAACACUGGCAAAAAACGGAUGUAGAAUGUACCGUUAAAACUUGUGCAACUGCAUUGGUUAAUAUGAUCAAAAUUUUAGCUGUAUUGAAGAUAAAGAAUCAUGAUGACUUUGUGUACUUGUGACAGAAGUCAUUCUGAAAAUCGCCAGUUGAACUGUGACAACUAUUGUCUGAAAUACACGUAACUAUGAAUGAUAUUGGAUGUAAGCAAUCGAAAGUGGAGUACAAGAAGCAAAUAUAUCUGUUGUGAUGAUGGAAAAAAUGCUUUUAUUCUUUGUAAGUGUUUUACAUGUGGUUAGUGCAAUGCCAUCUUAUAAAGUUGAAACAAGAAUUCUAAAGGAUGAAAAUGGUAUGAAUGGAUCCAUCAACCACUUUGUUCAUGAUAAUUCCAAGAAUAUGUUUUAUGUUGGUGCUGUCAAUCGUAUUUUCAAGUUGAGUCAAUCGUUGGAAGUUCAACAACAACUCGUUACAGGCCCUGAACCAGAUAAUCACUUGUGUACUGGAUCUGCAUGUGAUGGGAAAACAAAACAAUUGACCAAUAAUUACAACAAAAUUUUACUCAUUGAAACCAACAUGAAUGGAAAUGACCGUCUUGCUGUAUGUGGCAGUAUAUUUCAAGGUUUUUGUGAAUUUAGGGACUUACAAAAUAUAAGCAAAAAACUGUCUAUGAAAAUGCAUACAAGCCUUGUAGCAAAUUCAAAAAGUGAUUCUACUGUGGGUUUGAUUGUAAAGCGAAAUCUCAAUGAAAAUAUUUUAUUUAUUGGAGCAUCAUACCCAAUCAGUCUACAUUGUAAGGAUGAAGAUAAUAGGAAUGUGUUUUUUCUUAGACGUAAAGAUAUACCUGCUCUAAGUAUGAGGAAACUUACUAGUGAUAAUUAUACCUUUUCACUGUAUAAGGAAGCCUCAUUUAUUGAACAACAACCUCCUUCUGCUCUCAAAAUAAUUUAUGAUAAAAUCAGUAAAUAUAUAAUUGAUUUUGUAUCAGCUUUUUCAAUUGAGGAAUAUACAUAUUUUUUAUCGUAUCAGCCAUCUGAUUUAAUUCAAAACUGUGAAACCAAUGCAAGCCCUAAACCCUCACAGUCUAGGAUAUCUCUCACCUGCAAUAGGGAUACUCACUUUUAUUCAUAUAUUGAUAUACCACUUACUUGUUAUGGAAAUAAUACAAAUUAUAAAAUAGUGCGUGCUGGAAAAACUAUCAUACCAGGUCGAAAUUUACGGACUAAACUUGGAGUUGACAGUGAAAUUCUUGUUGCUCUGUUUGAAAAUCGCCAAAACGGAAAAACGGAUUCUGCAGUUUGUAUAUUCACAAUUAAGGAAAUAGAAGACAAAAUGAAGACUAACCUAAAAAAAUGUCAGAAUGGAAGUGAAGCAAUGAAAGGAGCACACUUUGAUGAUGGUGCUACUUGUACACAUCAGGGAUCAGUAAUAGGAAGUGGACCUACACUGUGCACUACCAUAAAAAGUUAUUAUGGAGGAAGAAUAUCUGGAGUAAUUGGUGCUCAAGUGCAACCUGCCAUUGUCUUCGAAAAUACUGCUUUGACUUCUGUUACACUAACCACAACUUCUAACUUCACUGUAGCUUUCCUUGGUACAUCAAAUGGACACUUGAAAAAGAUCGUGAUAGAGAACAAGACUGUAGCAAAAGAAUAUGACCAAGACCUGGUCAUAGACGAGGGAAGUCCUAUAAACCAGGAUACAUUCUAUGACUUUGACCAUAGAAAUCUGUAUCUAACAAGUCAGAGAUUGGUUGCUAAGGUACCUGUAGAGAAUUGUGGACAGUAUGCCAGUUGUACGACAUGUUUAGCUAGUAAAGAUCCAUUUUGUGGCUGGUGCACCUUGGAAAACAGGUGUACUUUAAGAUCAAACUGUUCCAUGGCAGACCAAAGCUCAGAUCGAUGGAAAAUUCUGACUGACUGUACUGCUAUUGACAACAUCUCUCCACCGAUGGCUUCCUCAACAGAGGAUAUUACGCUGUACAUGUCAAUCAUAGAUAUACCUCGUGAUUCAAACUAUAGCUGUGUUUUUGACUUUGGUGACAAAAAAGAAGCCACUCCUGUAAGUUCCUGGAACUUUGGUAUCAGCUGUAAAACUCCUCAGAUAUUUUCUCUUGGUGUGGACUUUGGACCUACAGGCAGUAAGAAUUCCACAUUGUCAAUACGAUCAGAAGAAACAAAGAAGCUAUUUGUGUCAAGAUACUUCACAUUUUAUAACUGUGGAAGUUUUACAAGUUGCACAUCAUGUACAGAUAAUAAUUAUGCUUGUGACUGGUGUAUCUAUCAGAAUAAGUGUACCUUCAGGACCAACCCUUGCAAACAUCUGACUAUUUUUAGCCGUAAUAUUUUUGAAUAUGAUCCCGCUAACCAUACCGAAGCUAACUACACAGUCAUAAAAAGUAUGCUCUUUUUACCCCCUGGGUACAUUUAUCCACAAAUCUAUGGUGAUGGAAUAAGAAGAGGUCCAACAUUUUGUCCAAAAAUCGACAAAGGCCGAAAUGGUGAUGUCUACAUACACAACAAUACCAGCAAAGAAUUCAUCAUCAAUGGGACUUCUUUUCCUGAGAUUAGAGAUGGGAAUGGUUAUAAAUGCAUAAUUGGAACAGGUGCUUAUAGUAAUGGGAACAUUGAGGCUGUUGCUACCAGAGUGUCAGAGAGCCAACUUAAGUGUCAGGUUCCAUUAAAAUCUUAUGGACUACCAGAAAAUGGUAUCUUGAACGCCAGUCUCAGAGUGACAUGGGGUAAUGGAGCAGAAAUAGAAAAUGAUGGGGCUACAGUGAAAAUAUACAGCUGUUCCAAAAUGGCUCAUGGUGAUUGUAGUCUGUGUAAGAAUUUUGAGCAGUCUCGUGCAUAUCUGAAUUGUCAAUGGUGUGACAAUCCAUUGCAAUGUGAAUACAAGGAUUACUGUUCUGCAGUGGGAGCUGUUGCAAGGUGUCCAGGUCCACAGAUUGAUAAGGUAUCACCGAUGGUGGGCCAUGUUUAUGGAGGUACAAUAGUGACAAUUAAAGGAAGAAAUCUUGGUGCUGAAUUAGCUGAUGUACAAAAUAACGUGACAAUUGCUGGAGUAGCCUGUGUUCCCGUUAGAGAGCUGUAUCAACCUGCCAGAGUGAUAGUUUGUAUGCUGGGAGCCAGUGAUGCAGGUGUUAAAAAGGGACACAUAGCGGUUCUUAACAUACCAUUCUAUCAGUUUGAAUUUCAAUAUCUGAAUCCAAUAUUACAACGAGUAACACCACAUAAAAGAGCAUUGUCCGGAGGAGCUAUUUUGACCUUGCAUGGAGAUCCUAUCUAUUUAGGAACCCAAAUGGAGGUCACUGUCAAUGAUAAAGAGUGUAAUUUUACAAGUAAAACUAAAACACAAAUCAAAUGUCGACUGCCACCGGGUAAACUGGGUAAUGCUAAAAUUUCUGUCAAAGUUGAUGGUAAUGAGAUCAGACAGGAUAUGGCUGGCAACAUAAGUUUCACAUACGUAGCAGAUCCAUUAAUCUCAAAGAUAUACCCAUUGAAAAGUUUCCAAAGUGGAGGAAGAAGACUAACAGUUGUGGGAACCAAUAUAAACGUUAUCGAUCAACCAAAAAUGUUCGUCUGGACAAAUUCUGUCAUGUCAAGUCUUACGAACUGUCAGGUCAAAAAUGAAACAUUUAUGUUCUGUCCAUCACCCAAACUCUUGACAAGAUACAGACGACUUAGACGAUCAACAGCAUUGAUGACAGCAGCAAUUGGAUUUAUAAUGGAUAAUGCAGUUAAUGUCCAAAAUUUGACCGGAAUCAACAAUCAAUUACAGUACUUCCCAGAUCCUUUAGUGUACAGGUUUGAUCCAGACAAGGAAGACAAUGACAAUGUGAAACUCUUUAAAUCAGAAAUCGUUAUCAUAAAUGGAAAAAAUUUAAUGGUGGCAGCUAAAAGAGAAGAUGUACAAGUUGCCAUUGGAAAUGCCAAUUGCAAUGUAACAAAUUUGUCUGAGGAUCAGAUUGUAUGUAACCCUCCUUCAUCACAACCAAAACCCACAGCUGGAUAUAGCAGGAGUGAUAUACCUGCAGUUGUGGUCCAGAUUGGGAAUGAAAAAUACUUUGUUGGUUACUUGGAAUAUGAAUCAGCAAAGCAAAUUGGUAUACCACUUGAUUACAUCAUUGGUGGAGUGGCUGGUGUUGGACUGUUUAUCAUCGUGACAAUCAUCAUAUGUUGCUGUAUCUAUAGACGUCAGAAAAACAAAUCAAAGCGAGACUUUGAAAAAAUGAGGUACCAACUAGAUAACAUGGAAAGCAAUGUCAGAAAUGAGUGUAAACAAGCCUUUGCUGAAUUACAAACAGAUAUGACAGAUCUGACUGCAGAGAUAGGGGAUGGAAAGAAACCUCUCUACAGAUAUGAUGAUUAUACAUUCAAAAUACUUUUCCCUCAGAUGCUAGAUCAUGUUGUACUUCAUCCUCCAAUUCCAAAGAAUGGGAGCAAUGAAAGACAUCCAGAUGUUGCAAUUUGUCAUUUUAGUCAGCUUUUACAACAUAAACAGUUCUUAUUAAAGUUCAUACGGACAUUAGAAAAACAAAAAAGUUUUGGAAUCCGAGAUAAAUCAAAUGUAGCUUCUUUGUUGAUAAUAUUGUAUCAGAAUAAUUUGGAAUAUAUUACUGAAAUUAUCAAGUCAUUAUUAAAAGAGUUGGUAGAGAAGUCAGUGGAAGGAAAACAUCCAAAAUUGAUGCUGAGGAGGACAGAAUCAGUGGUAGAAAAACUGCUGGCUAAUUGGUUAGCUCUUUGUAUGUAUAAAAAUUUAGAGGAGUCGACUGGUUCCUCUUUGUAUUUGUUGUACCAAGCAAUAAAAUUCCAAGUAGUGAAAGGUCCAGUAGAUGCUGUCACAGGUGAUGCAAGGUACUCUUUGUCUGAAGACAGGUUACUAAGGACAGAAAACAGACUGGAACCUGUUACCAUAACAUUAAAUGUAGAAUAUGAAGGGAAGAAAUACAAAUGUCGCUGUCUAGACUGUGAUACCAUUACUCAGGCGAAAGAUAAAAUGUUGGAUGUAAUUUACCGUAACAUUCCAUACUCUACCAGACCAGCAGGAGAAGAUUUGGAUCUGGAUUGGGUAAAUGAAAACAAAACUUUACAAGAUGAAGAUAAUAUAAAGUGGAAGGAAAAUGGUUGGAAACAGUUAAAUAUGCUUAAAGAUUAUAAACUUUCAAAUGGUGCUGAUGUGGUGCUAACACAAUACCAGAAGUGUCGAACUUUGCCUAGAUCUCCUAAUGGAUCUGUUCAUUCCUCAGGAUUUUACAACCGAGAGGCCGUCCCUAUCACACGCACUGACAGUGAAGUUGGUACCAAGUACUGGCAUCUGGUGAAACAACCUGAUGAUGCACAGACCAAAGGCCUUAGUUCAGAGAUAUAUCUUACUAGAUUGUUAGCUACAAAGGGUACUCUGAAACAGUAUAUUGAUGAUUUUAUUAAAACUGUGUUGACUGCUAGUCCAAAUAUGCUUCCUGUGAUAAAAUAUUUGUUUGAUUUCUUGGACGACGCAGCCAAACAACACAAUAUUACAGAUCCAGAAGUAGCAUACACAUGGAAAUGUAAUAGUUUAUUGCUAAGAUUCUGGGUGAAUAUUAUCAAGAAUCCAGACUUUGUAUUUGAUAUCCACAAGACCAAUAUAGUAGAUUCAUGCCUGUCUGUGGUAGCUCAAUGUUUUAUGGAUAGUUGCUCAACAUCGGAUCAGAAUUUGAGUAAGGAUUCCCCGUCAAAUAAAUUACUAUUUGCCAAAGAUAUUCCAGUGUUCAAGAAAUCUGUUUCAAAGUAUUUUGAGGACAUACAGAGAAUGCCUGCAGUGAGUGACCAGGAUCUCAAUGCCCAUCUAGCUGAAGUGUCUAGGAUGAGCACAAAUUACUUUACCAAAGACAAUGCAUUGUUUGAAUUGUAUAGCUAUGUACAGAAAUACAGUAAUGAGAUUAAUGAAAGUUUAGAAGCUGACAGUUUGACUAGAGCACAACAGUUUCCAGAUAGACUUGGUAAUGUGAUUACAAAUAUGGAAGGUCCCUCCAAUGUUGGAAUGGCCUAUGUGUAAUGUGAUUACACACAUGGAAGGUCCCUCCAAUGUUGGAAUGGCCUAUGUGUAAUGUGAUUACAAAUAUGGAAGGUCCCUCCAAUGUUGGAAUGGCCUAUGUGUAAUGAUAACAGAAACAAUUGAUGCAAUAAACUGUGAUAUAACUUGGUGACAAAAUGUCAAGACAUUUUCUUCUUAGUCCAGUCUGGUUGAUUUAUCACGAGGUGAUAUAUUUGUGUAAAUGAUUCAUUUGACUACUAGUGUUAAAUGAUACAAUAUUUGAAGUGAAAAAGCAUUUCUGUCGAGCAGAACUAUGUGAAAUGGAGCCUUGUUUAGGAAAACCAACAAUAUGCAAAUUCAAUUUUACUGGUACUAUUGGAUAAACAUGCAUUUGCUAUCCAAUACAAUAGCUUUGAAUUCUUAAAAUGGAGAAGUUAACAAUGGUUUUUUGAAAUGUGGAUUUUAGUCAGACUAAAAAUAUUGUGUUAGAAUGUAUGAGUGGGUAGUGUUUACUGGUUUUUCCAGAAUAAUGGAUGUGUUCAUCUUUAAGUAUAAUAGUAUAAGCUCACCAAACAGAGUUCAUAAUAUUCCCCAUAGAGAAGAGAAAAAAAAUUAAAAGGAACAGAUAUUAUCUGAGUUCAUUGCUUUUCCAUUUGUAAUUUAUUUCAUUUCUGCACAAAAUUUCAGGUUUUAAAAAACAUAUUCAAGAAAUGGCAAACAAAAUCAGAUACAUCGUAUUUCUUAUGGUAUGAUUGUUACAUUAUGAACAUUUUACGUUUUUUGCAUAGCACAUUAUUAGUUUUGAAUCUAUACAAGUUUUGAAUUCAUAUUCAGCAUUCUGUAUAAAGUUGAUAAUGGCAAAGAGGAUGCAAAUUGAUAAUGGCUUUUUCAUAUUAGUACAGCAGUUGCUUUAGAAUUGUACCCUGUAUGCAAAUUACAUUUAAUACAAUUAUAGUAUGUUAUGAUGUUAUGUAUGUAAGUUUUGGGAAUUUUUUAUGUUAGAAGAUAUUUUAUAUUAAAUAAUAUAUUUUGUAUUUUUUUAAGUCUUUCAUUUUCUAUGGGAUCAGUACUACAUCUUAUAUAGUUUAUUGUUAUAAUAUGAAUGUAGUCAAAUGUUUCAGUUACGUUUUUAGUUGUUCAUAUUUUUCCUGUUAAAAAACAACCUCAAACUUGUAUGUAGGAUGGUUCCAUUAUAAACCAGCAUCAUUCAUGUGAAAGGCACAUUGACAUACCUUCCUUUUUAGGGGUUUGACCUUCAAAUGCAUGAAAGAUCAAAAAUUGGUAUUCUAGCCUAUGCGUAUUUAGAUCAACAUUUCAACUGGUGCACACAUUUCUUUAACAACAAACAAAUCAUAAUAAUCAUGCAUUAUACACAGCAAAAGUACUUUAAACACGAUUUUCCAUGGUAUUGUGUAUCCUUAGCAAAUUUCAGCUGCAUAAAACUUUAAGGUUUAUUAAUUAAUACCUACACAAGUUCAUUGUACAGAAAAAAAUCAAAGUUUUGGAAAUAAGCCUAAGUCUGCAAUAUAAAAUCUUCCUUUUCAUAUCACUUUACCAUCAUAUAGGAGUUAGCAUCUUACUUAUGUCAUUUUUAAAAGUAGAAAAAAAAACAAUUCAUCAACAAAUAUGUGUUAGAGAGUGUCCUAUUUUUGUUAAGGGUGGGUGGUUAAUCAUGGUAAUUUUUGUAUUUCCUUAAAUAUCACUGAUCAAUAUGCCAUUAUACAAAAAAAGAGAAAUAAUGCUGAAAACAUUAAAUAAAUAAUUAAUAUGCCAUCAGAUGCUUAAGGAAUUUCUUUUUCAUUUAAACUUAGUGCUGAGAAGGUCAUACCUUUCAAAAAACAUAACAACAAUUGCAGUUAUCAAUGCCAUGUUAAAUGGGAACAAAAUGUGUUAUUAUUUGACAUUUAUGUUAUGUUUCUGGAAUAACAAAACAACUUAAAAAGAUCAAAAUUCUUGUUAAAGAGUUUGACUUCAGGAAAGUCUUAUUAAUUUCAAUCAAAUGUUAUUUGUUGUUGCAUAUGGUUUUUCAUUUUUAUAGACGUUUUUAAGAAAUAUAUAUGUGUUCAUCUGUUUUCCUAAUCAUUUUGAUAUUAACAGUAAUUUUAUUUUCAUAUGAAGAGAGAGCUAUGAUCUUCGAAAGGUUUUUAGAUGUUUAUGUAUUGGUAUGUGAUUUUCACUUUUUACUGUUCUCGCAGAAAUGGAAAGUGAUGAUUAGAUUUUAUAUUACUAGUAUAAAAGAUUAGAAAAUUGUUUACUGUAAAACAAAAUAAGUAUCAGUUUAUACUUAAAAGAAGUGAUUUUGUGUGCGAGUUAAGUGGCAAAAACUCAUAUUACAUAAGGAUGGUUUUUAGUGUCGAAAUUUUAUUCAUGAAUCUAAUUUGACAGAUAUAUGUCACCUUAGAUAUUUGAUUUCGAUUUGAUGCAAUUUUGAUAUUUUUAUGUUGCCUACACUUUGAGGAGGAAUAGAUUAUUUUAUUUAGGCACUUGACAAAAUGACAUUACUGUGACCUUGAUUAUAGGAAAUUUUUAAUUUAUCAAGACAUAAAAUUUCAUCAAUUGUUUAGGGGGUCCUUUACAAAAAGUUAUAGUUAGCAAUGAGUAUUUUGAAAGUAGAUAAUGCUAUGAAUAACAAAUUAACUAUUUAUAAAGUGAAAUAUGUUUCAUUUUGAAAUUUAUUUGUUCAGUAGUACUAUGCAAUAUUAUUUAGACUUGGCAAUCGUGAGAACGAGAACAUUAUGCAAAUUAACUAAUCUAGUCAAAUACUCUGCAAUGUCUGAAGUUCAAUAUUAACAGAUGAUAAUCUUUUUUCUGAAUUCAUGACUACAAGUUAACUGCAUGACAAUUUUGAAAAGGAAAAAUAAGUAUCGGAAUGGGGCAAUGAUAAAACAUAAAACAAAAAUUUAUUAAAGUUUCUGGCAAUGACUUAUCAUGCCUGAAGAAAAAAAAUUCUUUGUAAGUUUUGGGUUUCGUAAGAACUAAAGAUGUAGCCUUGUCAUGCAAACAGUUGGUCUGUUACUAUUUCAAGUUAUAAAUGAUUUAAUGGUAUGGAAAUCAGAGAAACAAACUGAAUCAGUUAUAAGAAGUAAGUGAAUCUACGAGUGUUUUUAAACAUAUUUAAUUGUUUUAUUGUUAUUAAAGAAACAAAUGAAAUAUUUAACCUGAUGCACAGCUGUAAUUCAAUCUUGGAUUUUUAUGUUAUCUUGUGCCAAAAAUAAUUUAAUUAUUAUUGUAUGUAAAUUUUUAUAUGUUUUAUUUUAUAUGGUUUUAUUUCAAGACUGGGAUACACAAAUGUAAAUUAAUGUUGAGUAUCAUUUAAAUUUUUAGUUUUAAUUAGUCGGUAACAAAAUAAUGUAAAUCAGCAUUUGUGCAACCCCGUCCAGGUUGUAAAAUUUAGUUUUCAACUUUAAAGAAUCAUUGAGGGAAAUGAAAAUCCCACACAUUUUAGGCUCAUGUAAGUAAAAUUUGGGUUAGAUUUUUAGUUAGGGUCAUACAAGUAAAAAUUGUUCUUUUUUUACUGAAUCUUUUUUUAAAACAGUAUAAAUUGUUAAUUUUAAUAUAUCAUGAUUUAGAAUUAUUAUAAGAAUUUAAAAUGUGACUAAACGUUUUACAAGGUUAUAAAGCAAACAUUAUUCUUAUCAUUUCAUCACACAAAAGCUAAUCCACAUGGGUGUCUUCCUUAGAAAGCUUCAUUAUUAAUUUUGAUAUAAAUAAUUAAUUAGGAAUAUUGGAAUAUUGGCUUAAUAUUUAAAGAGCAUACAAAUUAUCAUUCUGCUGAUAAUUUAACAUAUUUUGGAAAGACUUUUUAUGAACAAAAAAAGCUGCAAAGUAUUGUAAAAACCUGUAAGUUUACUUUAUAUUUCUCACAAAAUAUAUACUGGAAAAUAGUCGUCAUCUGCAGCUCUAACUAUCAAUAUUUUUUUUAAUAUUAUUAAUGGUAUUACAGACUUGGAAUACUAUGGCUUAAUAAACAAAUCUUCCUAUUUUUAUAUCAACAAGUAUUUCAUCUAAGGAAAUUUUUGAUAAAAUAAAAACUGUGGUCUAUUCUCAAAUAUUGUAUUUAUAGCAAUUUGAAUUAAUAGGUAUUAUAUAUGAUAUUGCUUCUAUGUGUUCAGAUGGAAAAUAUUGUUAGCUAUGCACAGUAUGUAUAUAAUUGUAUAAUAUAAUAUGAUUUAAUAUGUAAAUUAUAUGAUAUAAAAUGCUGACUUGAAAAGUUCCAAAUGAUAAUCAUCAUUUCUGAGAAAAUAAAGUAUUGAAAAACUGGU
Mytilus californianus (California mussel) is the source of this 10678-nucleotide messenger RNA. RefSeq names its product plexin-B-like. Gene Ontology annotation, biological process: regulation of GTPase activity; positive regulation of axonogenesis; regulation of cell migration. Gene Ontology annotation, molecular function: protein binding; semaphorin receptor activity. Gene Ontology annotation, cellular component: semaphorin receptor complex. The record is from RefSeq and is a predicted model, not a curated record. The transcript is spliced from 41 exons. Bases 657 to 6437 code for a protein of 1926 amino acids. NCBI's taxonomy places the organism in Eukaryota, Metazoa, Mollusca, Bivalvia, Mytilida, Mytilidae.